This is a messenger RNA of Spinacia oleracea (spinach), 1763 nucleotides long. RefSeq names its product probable aminotransferase TAT2. The transcript is spliced from 7 exons. Gene Ontology annotation, molecular function: L-tyrosine:2-oxoglutarate transaminase activity; pyridoxal phosphate binding. Gene Ontology annotation, biological process: biosynthetic process; L-tyrosine catabolic process. NCBI's taxonomy places the organism in Eukaryota, Viridiplantae, Streptophyta, Magnoliopsida, Caryophyllales, Amaranthaceae. Bases 82 to 1464 code for a protein of 460 amino acids. The record is from RefSeq and is a predicted model, not a curated record.
UUUUCUAUAAAAAGGGAGACACAUCGGCUGAAAGACAACAUUACAAACUAGUAAACACUAAACAAAAAAAGAGAUAACCAAAUGGAAAACGGUGGAGCUAAACUUAACGGGGUCAACAAAAAUUGGAGGUUCAAAGGGAUUGAGCCUGCCGCCACCGCCGCCACCGCCGCCACCACCACCACCAACAACAACAACAUAAUCAACAACAACAACAAUGGUAAAAUGGAAUCUGAUAAUGCUACUCUUAAAAAACCAAGUAGAGGUGUAACGGUGCGGGAAGCUAGAACUAUGAUUAUGGAGAAUUUGGACCCACUUGAUCAAAGACCAAUGCUUGCUCUUGCACAUGGUGAUCCUUCUAUUUUCCCCUGUUUUCGCACUUGCCGGAACGCCGAAACCGCCGUCGUCGACGCCCUUAGCUCCGGCCAGUUCAACUCAUACGGCACCGCCGUCGGCCUUCCUCCGGCAAGAAAGGCUGUGGCAGAAUACCUUUCUCGUGAUCUCCCCUAUCAACUUACCUCAAAUGAUGUAGUCCUUACACUAGGUUGUACUCAAGCAAUUGAUAUUGCACUUUCUUCACUUGCUUCUCCUGGUGCUAAUAUAUUGCUACCUUCACCCGGUUACCCGUAUUACGAGGUUUUUUCGGGUCAUAUCGGGCUUGAAACACGUCACUUUGAUCUUCUUCCCGAAAAUGGAUGGGAAGUUGAUCUCGAUGCUAUUGAAGCUCUUGCUGAUGUCAAUACUGUCGCUAUGGUUAUUAUAAACCCUGGAAACCCUUGUGGUAACGUUUUCACGUAUAGCCAUUUGCAAAAGGUGGCAGAAGUUGCAAAAAAACUCGGUAUUUUGGUGAUUAGUGACGAAGUUUAUGGUCACCUAACCUUCGGAAGCAACCCAUUUAUACCGAUGGGUGUGUUUGGAUCCAUUGUUCCGGUCAUCACCGUUGGUUCGUUAUCCAAGCGAUGGAUAGUUCCCGGGUGGCGCCUCGGUUGGCUUGUCACAAAUGAUACUCAUGGGAUCUUGCAAAAGUAUGGGGUUAUGGAAAGCAUUAAACGUAUUGCAAGCAUUUCUGCUGAUCCUGCUACCUUCAUUCAGGGUGCGGUUCCUCAAAUCCUUGAAAAAACAAGUGAGGAAUUCUUUUCAAGAGUAAUCAAUAUUCUAAGGCAAGAUGCGGACAUUUGUUACGACAAACUCAAGGAGAUUCCUUGCCUUAUGUGCCCUCACAAACCCGAAGGUUCCAUGUUCGUGAUGGUUAAACUCGAUUUGUCAAAACUAAAUGGUAUUAUUGACGACAUUGAUUUUUGCAUUAAGCUCGCUAAAGAAGAAAAGAUGAUUAUCCUACCAGGUGUGACUAUGGGAGCAAAGAAUUGGUUGAGGAUUACUUUUGCUUUGGAGCCAAAAGCUCUUGAAGAUGGUCUUGAAAGAUUGAAGACAUUUUGUCAAAGAUAUGGUGUAAUAACAAACCCAUAAAUUAUCUUAGGUUAUCCUUUUAAGAAGGGUGACAAUUAACAACCUUUUUUGGUGGGGAAUGUUUCCUUUCCGUCUAGGUAUUAUUAUCGUCCCUAGCUUCUCACGUACCAUUUUCAAUAGUGGUAUUUUGAUCCUCUACUUUAUUAGAAUAAUAUUGAAUUUUUAGAGGCUUGAAAGAUUGUGUGAUCUUUCUUUUUAUUUAUGUAAAAGAUGUUUAAUGGGUAAAAAAAAAACCUCAUUUUCAGGAUAAAAUGAAAAUAGAAUUAAUCACUUUACAAAUGACAUAUAUUAUGGUGAUA